AUGAAAAAAAUUGAAAUACAAGUAAAUUCAUUUCCAUCAUAUUAUUCCUGGUUACGUACAACUUAUGAAAAUAUCACUUGGACAUGGUAUAGACAAGGUGAAUUGGCUGAAGCAUUAGAGUAUAUGAAGAAAGCAUACGAAAUGAACUUCAAAAAACUUACACAUGAUCAUGAACGUCUCAAACAAUGCCAACAAUGGAUUGUUCGUUUGGAAGAAAAACUAAGUCAGGUUGAAGAAAAAACACAUUAA
This is a messenger RNA of Rotaria sp. Silwood2, 249 nucleotides long. The record is from the annotation of a GenBank genome assembly. NCBI's taxonomy places the organism in Eukaryota, Metazoa, Rotifera, Eurotatoria, Philodinida, Philodinidae.